Aspergillus niger is the source of this 876-nucleotide messenger RNA. RefSeq lists its product as hypothetical. Lineage: Eukaryota; Fungi; Ascomycota; Eurotiomycetes; Eurotiales; Aspergillaceae. The transcript has a single exon. The annotation marks the transcript as partial. The record is from RefSeq and is a predicted model, not a curated record.
AUGAACCAUCCUGCUACCACCACCCUUUUCACUCCCAACCCCAUGCGGCCCGAUCAUGAUCAAUGGGGUAGCACACCACAAUCUCCGAACAACCCCUCCCCGUCUGCCUCCAAAGCAGCCCUUAUUGCCAUUCACCAGCCUUCGGCCUCGUUGGAUCAAUCUACCCCGAUAGAGUCCCUUCCUUUCGCCGGCCGCGGGAGACAGCUCAGCGUCCCCGAGCAAGUAUGCCUGGUCAAUCUGUGUGCGGCUGCCAUGAACGAUGAUGAUGCGCAUAACCAUCCGAAAUCUUUCUGGAUUAAGAUCUCCAACAAACUUGAAUUGCAAACUGGCCGCCGCUAUUCCUGGCAGUCAUGCCGCCGCCGGAUCCAAACCUACAUCUCCAAACGAAAGGCUCACUGGGAGGCGUAUGCGAACGGUGAUCCGUAUCCGGGCGUAGAUAUCGAUGCUGAAGUUUGGGACCUACUGACUUCUUGGUUGGCCAAAUACAACACACCUCGGGAUGUGACAGUCAAAGUGCCCCCUGAAGCCCCUGCUGCGCUACCUACUCGAGUAGAACCCCCGCAGGUUCCGGAGCCCGUCCGGGUCGUGCCCGAGCAGGGGUUGGUACAGGUCUCGACGAAAAUCGAGCGGGUUUGGGUCUGGCUGGACAGUCUCCCGCACGUGGAGGAUAUGGAGUCCAUGAGAACAUGGACGGGGUAUGUCGAUGCUCUGGCGGACUGGAUGUCUCGCUCGAAAGUCCGGCGGGAGCGUCGAUUUGUUUUCCAGAAAACCAAAACUGGCGAAGAGCAGCCUGAGUUUGGUGCGGACGGAAAUCCGGACCCGGCUCUGGCUUAUCUUCCCCAACCACCUCAUCAGCCCUCUCUUGCGCUACACGAU